UACCUGCCGACGAACGGAACGCAUCAUCCGCAAACCGUCACACCUUCGCCUCAGCGUUUGAGCGCGUUGAGAAGAUCGGAUCUGCUCUCGGACUGCAUUUUCUUGUUUAUUUCUCUUUGGGUGUUAGGGACAAGUCCCUUGAAGUACGUAUAAUUGUCUUUUACAAAAUGAGUGUGGAUCUCUAGUUCCGUGCCCCGGUUUUCCGUAGGUUCGUGCGGAUCAUCUUGUGAAGUAGUUUUAGUUCCCGUAGACUGUUGUGUUGUCUCCUUUUUCUGUUUCUUGGAUGCUGGAAUUUAAGACUGACAGUCCCGUUCUCUCCUCAUGCCCAUGAAAACAACUCUCGGAUGGUAAGGAUUCCAGAGAAUGGUAAAUGAUCGAUGGAAAAUCAUGAACAGUGUUUCAGAACUCGAGGAUGGACAGCAGCAUAAAUCGCAGAGGAUGAGCUGUAGCUAUCUCCUAUGCACCAUCCUGCUCUUUGUUGCUGUGUUACUGGCUGUCACAGUAACCGGGAUCAUCCUUCUGAUGAACCAUUACCAAGCACCCAGCGGCCCGGACGGCCCCCCUCUCAUCAGCACUAACCAGGAUGAGGGUAAUGCCCUGGUAACCAUCGAGAGAGGCGACGGCUCCCGCAUCAACAUCUUCAUUGACCCCAACUGCCCCGACUACAACAAUAACUUCCUGCGUCUGGAGGGUGUGCAGACCUCGCUGCUGCACUCCAUCGACCAUGACACUGAUCUGAAGUCAGUGAAAGGGCAAGAUCGGGCUCUGCUUGUUAAACUGGCCGAGGAGGUGGCCAAGCUGUCCGCCCAUGCCAGUCAGCUGAAGAUGGAGUACAAUGCACUGAGACAAGGCCAGAGCAACAUCGGACAGGAGCUCAGCACUCUGCAGACCGAACAGGGCCGGCUUAUUCAGCUGCUGUCGGAGAGCCAGAUCAACAUGGUGAAAGUGGUGAACUCUGUGAGCGAUGCGCUCAGCUCCAUGCAGAAGGAAACCGGAAACAUCAAGAGCCGUCUCAAGGCGGAUCUGCAGAGGGCUCCGGUGCGCAGCGUCCGACCCAAGGGCUGCGCCGGUGGAGAAGGUUCCAGACCCCGGGAUUGCAGUGACAUCUAUGCCAGUGGGCAAAGAGAGGAUGGUAUCUACUCCGUGUUCCCCACACAUUACCCAGCAGGCUUCCAGGUCUUUUGUGACAUGACGACUGAUGGGGGCGGAUGGACGGUGAUUCAACGCAGAGAAGAUGGCUCUGUUAACUUUUUCCGUGACUGGGAAGCUUAUCGUGAAGGAUUUGGCAAGAUAACGGGAGAGCAUUGGCUUGGCAUGAAGCGAAUCCAUGCACUUACCAUUCAAGCCAACUACGAGCUGAGGAUUGACCUGGAAGACUUCGAGAACAGUACUUCCUUUGCGAAGUAUGGCUCUUUUGGAGUGGGUUUGUUCUCUGUUGACCCCGACGAAGAUGGCUACCCGCUGAGCGUCGCGGACUACUCUGGCACCGCAGGCGACUCGCUGCUCAAACACAAUGGGAUGAAAUUCACCACAAAAGACAAGGACAACGACCACUCUGAGAAUAACUGCGCGUCCUUCUACCACGGUGCCUGGUGGUACCGUAACUGCCACACCUCCAACCUGAACGGACAAUACCUGCGCGGCCAACACACCUCGUAUGCUGACGGCAUCGAGUGGUCAUCCUGGACGGGUUGGCAGUACUCGCUGAAGUUCACCGAGAUGAAGAUCAGGCCAACCAAGGAGGAGAAUAAAUGAGCGAGAACUAGAAAGCUCGACAAGAGGAGCUCUAAGGUGGCUGUAGGUGUUAGAGACACUCGAUGCAGAAACGCAAGAACUUUCCGGCGACAACUUCUUUCUCAUGUUUCUGUUUCUAUCCAUCUUUCAAACCCCCGUUUUCCCGCCAUCUUGUAGUGUUUGUGCUAACGCCCAAUGGGCGGAUGUUUUUCUCUUGAUCUACUGUUCACAUCUCUGAAUAUUAUUACGAAACAUUGCAGGUAUUGUCAAAAAAUGUACUAAUGAAAAAAAUAUAGUUGUUGUCUAAAAAAAAAAAAAAAAAAAGAAAACAAGAAAAAAAAAAAGAAACUUCUGUAGCUGUGAAAUUUAGCAAGAACGUGUAGCUUUUCAUAAAAAUAAAGACUUUUAACUCUUCAGACAUUCGACGGAGAGGCAGCUUGUCCUAUGUUAUUUUCGUUCAGUGCUUAAUCAAUAACUCGUAGUUAAACAUGACAAGGUUGCUAUUGGUGUGUCCGGCCCCUGCUGUAAUAUCUGGGAGGUAACUAGAUUUUCCCACAUGUCGAGUAAAUACGUUAUUGACCACCAGAGAUGCUCAAAGAGAAUACGUGUCAUCAGGGUGGCUUUCAGAGUGAUGGGCCACAACAGGCGCAUUUUUCACUCUGACAGGUCAGUCGUUGGAAGGUUUUAUCAAUGGAGAAGCUGAACGUCUCUCAGAAAACACAAUAGCCCUUUGGUGUUGCUGCCGAAUAGAAGAGUGUUGGAUUUUAUCUUAUGCACAGUAGGUCAGAUUCACCAGAAAUCGCAAUGAAUGAGCUUUAAGGCUUAAACUUGAAAAAAAGACCACAAGAACUUGGGCUGAGCUGCUUUUUUGUUGUUGUCGUGAACAGACCGAAUCUUCUGUUUUUAUAGUCAGAUCAUCCUGCAGAUCAUUUCAAUAGCUUAGCUCAUUAUUUUGCCAUUAGUAUAUGAUUGUGUAAUUAUUUGAUGUCAUUUGUUUCAGGUAAACUGUGAAGUUAUGCUGAAAGGAAUAGUUUACCCUAAAAUGCAAGGGGUCAAGAUUCGGAUUGCCUCGGGGUAUUUAAAGCAAACAUAUUAGCUCAAACAGAAUGGCAAAAACACCAGUGCUUGGUUAGUUUUUGAGGAUCUUAAAUAUGUGAAAUGAACAUCAAAAUACACUUCAGCGACAUUUUACAUCGUUACACCAGUGAUUCAUUGAUUCAUUUACAUUCAGAAAAAACAGAUGUAUUUGGAAACUAAACAAUGAGUGAACCGUUAAAUCAUUUACUUACUUUAUUUAUACGUCAGCUGCUUUAUUCCAAAUAAUGAAUCAUUACAGAAGAAACACUACUAUUUGUUUGUUUCUCAGACUCAGUAACGUUCUGUUUCGACUUGGUUUUCCUUGGCUUAGCAAAAAUAAAGCAUCUGGAUAAAAAUUUCCUGAACUGUUGUUGUUUUACUGAUUUCAGGGUAAACUAUUCCAAAUGUUGCUUCUCUUUCUGUUUGUAUUUUUUUUUUGUUGUUGUUGUAUUUUUUUUGUCUAUGCAGACGUUAUUCACUCUUUUUUAAUUUAUGCCACUGACAACGAGCAUAAGUCAACUUUCCAAACAAUCAACUUGCAAUGUCCUUUUACUCAUUUACAUAUGUUUUUCAUGUCAACCUGAUGUUUUAUUUGUAUACUAAUGCCAUUUAUCCUGCGAUAUCCAUGUUAACUAACACAGUGUUUAGAACGUGAAAAUCCGUUACAUAACUUUAUUUGUACCUUUGUAUUUGUCGUGACUGUACAUUGAAUAUCCUAUCAAAGAUUAGCAUUGUCCGCACUUUACACAGCAACAUCAAAAUAUUCAUUUCUGUUACAAGGUUUUACAAUCACUUUUAUAUAUAUAUAUAUAUUGGAAGGAAUUAAAAAAUAGUUUUAUGAAUCAAAGGAUAACUAAUCCCGCCAAUUAUUUAAAAAUCAGUAUCUGCUUGCUUUAUUCAUCAUUCACGUUUCAAUGGGCGAUUUACAGUAUAUACUGCAGUGCCAACCCCUACUGAAAACCAAUUCUCCACCGUCAGAGGAGCUCAAAACUACAACAGAGCGAACAGCUGUCACAGCCCGACCAAACUGACGCGUUUUGAUCAAGUUUGUGACACAUUCUCGCUCAAUAAAGAAAACCGCAGGCGUUUCUGUGAGGUGAAAUAGUUUAAGAUGUGCUAUGUAGAUUGAGUUUCACGGUCACUUCUCUCUGGAAACUGUAGGAGGGCUUUCAACGAUCCCGGUGUCCUAGCAUGUACUAGCAUGCACAUUCCAAAACGAACAGAAAACGCCAAUAAAAAAGCAUCGCCUCACCUCAUCCCGCCAUGUUUUUUCUUGCUCUCUGCAGGUAUUUUUGAAAGAAAUGUUGUUCUUUUCGGGGUAUGAAACUGAUCACGUAAGAUACAGACUGAGAUUGCGCCAAAGGAGAGAACGUGCGACAGCUACUGCUUUUGGGGAAUGACAGAUUCUCAGUUCACGGCCUCAGUUGCUUUCUGUGAACUUCUUGGAACUCAGGAACCCCUGCCGAUGGCCUCUCAAACUACACCUGUCUGCUGACGGCGCUUGCCAGUCAUCCGUGUAAAUAAUUUAACCGUGAAAUUGAGCAUGUCUUGCAGUAUAACAACACCCCAGGAUGACAAGAGGACGUUUUCCUUUCUUUACACAUCCUGCCUUUCCUAACAUCCCUCAAACCUAUGAACCCAUCCUUUAUGACCAGCUAUGAAAGCUAUGAACUACUGUACACUAUUAACAUUUGGUAUGCUCUGCUACAUUUUGGGAAUUACGAGGGACUCAUGUUCCAUUUUAGGUCUUGUAUUAGCAGUAUUUUUUUUUGUUGAUCAUUAAAAUGUGUUUAAUGUUCAGAGUGACAUUUAAUAAACAUCCACAGUUUUUAACGUA
Puntigrus tetrazona (Sumatra barb) is the source of this 4648-nucleotide messenger RNA. Its product is annotated as fibrinogen C domain-containing protein 1-like. The record is from RefSeq and is a predicted model, not a curated record. NCBI's taxonomy places the organism in Eukaryota, Metazoa, Chordata, Actinopteri, Cypriniformes, Cyprinidae.